Molecule: messenger RNA, 1447 nt
Organism: Aspergillus vadensis CBS 113365
Lineage: Eukaryota; Fungi; Ascomycota; Eurotiomycetes; Eurotiales; Aspergillaceae
Exons: 2
Coding region: 125-1447 (440 amino acids)
Biological process (GO): snoRNA localization; maturation of LSU-rRNA from tricistronic rRNA transcript (SSU-rRNA, 5.8S rRNA, LSU-rRNA); box C/D snoRNP assembly
Cellular component (GO): pre-snoRNP complex; nucleus
Source: RefSeq, a predicted model, not a curated record
AUCAUUUUUUCUCCGCAUGCGACAGACACAUCCUCCUCCUCCAUCACCACACUUCAACCUGAAGAACCCCUCCAAUCCAAUCUACUAAUACCAAUACCAAACCAAAAGACAAAUUAAAAAAGCAAUGUCCACCUCCACCCCCGACUCCCCCCUCUCCGACCUCUGCUCAAUCUGCCACCUCCAACCCCCCAAAUACCGCUGUCCACGAUGCUCAACACGCACAUGCUCGCUACCCUGCACACGGCGACACAAACUCUGGUCCCAAUGUUCAGGGAUCCGCGACCCAGCCGCCUACCUGCGCCGGUCCGAACUAGCAACGGAAUCCGCCUUCGAUCGGGACUUUAAUUUCAUUACGGGGAUUGAGCGCUCCAUUGAGCGGGCGGGACGGGAUGCGGAGAAUAGGGGGAUUGAUGUUGCUUCUUCGGAUGUGAGGGAUUUGGAGGCGGUUGGGUUGGAUGCGGGGGAUGUGGGUGGAGGAAAUGGGAAUAAGGGUGGUGCUGGUGCUGGUGCUGGUGCUGGGGGGAAGAGGAAGAGGGGAGGGGAUACUGGUAGUGCUGGUGGUGGGACGAGGGCUGAGAUGGAGUUUUUGAGACGUGCGGAGGAGAGAGGGGUUAGGGUUGUUAGGGCGCCGAAGGGGAUGAGUAGGAACAAGGGGAAUGGGAGUCGGUGGUUGGGGAGGUAUGUCUAUCUCUCUCUGAGUUCUUUGUUGGCUUGGGGGAUGGGGGAUCGUGCUAACUACGUGGUAUCUAGGAAUCAGUGUUUGGUUUGGACGGUCGAGUGGAUUCUGAGUGAUGGGGAGAAGAGGAUGAGGAAUUGUUCCGAGAUGGCUCCUGUUGCGGAUUCUUACGAUCGCGUGGUUCCUGUUCCUAAGGAGGAAGGAAGUGAUGAGCAGGAUCAGAAGCAGACUGGGGAUGAGAAGCCAGCGGAGACGCCAGAGUCGAAGACGGAGCAACAACCGCAGGAUGCCACAACUACAGCCACCGAGCCAGCCUCGGCUACAGAACCUACACAGCCGACAGACACACCAACCGCUCAACCGGAAGCUUCAGAGGCGACACCUACAUCAGACGUGCUGCCACUCACCCCCCACCGCGAUUUCUACUUCUACCUUCAUCGUCCGCGGACAGCUACGAAACAGCCAGUGUUGGCCCCACUGCCCCCGAAGAUCACCAUUGCUGCCGCUCUGCGUGGUCACACAGUCUUGGAGUUCCCGACCAUCUACGUGCUGCCGGACUCACCUGAUACUAUACGGGCCCAGGAAGAUUCCAAGUACAUUCUAGAGGAAGAGUACCUCCGCACGCAUCAGUCGCCGGAGGAGAGCAGCGAGGAUACGGGGGAUGCAGACGACACAUUGCCUCCGGGUGCCAUUGACCUUCAAGGCGUCGACGAAUCCAAGGUUCUGGAAGUCCUCCAGAAGGAUCUGUUCGAGCCUUCGGCAGCAGCGUAG